AUGCGGCUUACAAACGCUACUAGACUAAGAGAUUUAAGAUUUACGCUACUUGGGAUUCCUGGACUAGAGACGUAUCACAUGAUCUUCUCCGUUCCCAUGCUUUGCAUGUUCAUCUGUGCUCUUAUUGGAAAUUGUAUAAUUAUUUCAGUAAUCAUGUGUGACCAGGCUCUUCAUGCUCCUAUGUAUUUUUUUCUUUACAUGUUGGCACUCACUGACCUUUUUCUUUCUCUCACAAUUGCACCAAAAAUGCUCAUUACCUUUUGGUUUAAUGCCAGCGAAAUUCAUUUCAUAGCCUGUUUAAUUCAGAUGUUUUUUGUUCAGUUUCUAACAAUUAUGGAAUCUGGAAUUCUAUCAACCAUGGCAUUGGAUCGCUAUGUAGCAAUAUGCCAUCCUCUGAGAUACGCCUCCAUUCUCACAGGCCAACGGAUAGCUGGUAUUGGUGUUAUUCUAAUUGUAAGAGCAGUUGUUGUUGUAAGUCCUUGCUUUUUCCUAAUUAUCAGAUUACCUUUUUGUAAAAAAUAUGGCAUUGCUCAAUCGUACUGUGAUCACAUGGCCAUAGCUAGACUGGCUUGUGCUGACACAACCAUCAAUAGUAUGUAUGGAUUAAUUCUUGUUAUCAUAAUAAGUUCAUAUGACAUUUCCUGCAUUUGCUUAUCAUAUAUAUGGAUACUCAACGCUGUGUUAAAGCUCUCAACAAAGUCUAAACAAAGCAAGGCAUUCAGUACUUGUACCUCACAUGUGUGUGUCAUGUCUCUCUUCUAUAUUCCUGGGUUAUUCUCCCUCUUGGCCAACAGAAUUGGUGACAGCGUACCCCAUUCAUUGCACUCAGUGCUGUCUAUGCUUUACCUACUCAUGCCGCCAUCACUAAAUCCCAUCGUUUACGGUGUGAGGACCAAACAGAUUAGGACAAAUGUUAUCAAAUUUAUAACUGGAAAAUAA
Bombina bombina (fire-bellied toad) is the source of this 939-nucleotide messenger RNA. Its product is annotated as olfactory receptor 52N2-like. Gene Ontology annotation, molecular function: G protein-coupled receptor activity; olfactory receptor activity. Gene Ontology annotation, biological process: G protein-coupled receptor signaling pathway. The transcript has a single exon. The coding region runs from base 1 to 939 and encodes 312 amino acids. Gene Ontology annotation, cellular component: membrane. NCBI's taxonomy places the organism in Eukaryota, Metazoa, Chordata, Amphibia, Anura, Bombinatoridae. The record is from RefSeq and is a predicted model, not a curated record.